AUGGCGGGGCUGACGGUGGGGGAGCGUAGAUCGGAUGCACAGGUGUGGGCACGGGUGGCCGGUUGUACUGCUGCUGAGGCUGGAGGUCUUGUUGGUGGCCGUUCUGGAGUCGGUGGUGGGAUGUCCAUGUCUGCGAACGGGGGUCUGCUAACGACAGGGGCCACAGCAGACGACAUUUCCGAGUAUUCUGGCGGGUCUGUUUCCGGUCUUUCGUCGUUGAUCGACAAUGGGUCGAUGGCCUGGUUAUUUGGGAUGCUGAGUUCGCCUGGGGAGGGCUGUUCGGUGUAUUUUGGCGACGGAGGGAGGCUUGCGAUCACCUCCUCUUCGGUUGCCAGGGUGUUGAGAGACAAGCUGGACGCGGAGGGCCGUGCUGGGAGACUCGGAGGAGCCCCUGUCUGGGUGGCGGGCACGAUGUUGAUGCUGGGUACGCUGUGGGAGGACUGGUUGGGGUAA
Ogataea philodendri is the source of this 453-nucleotide messenger RNA. RefSeq lists its product as uncharacterized. Bases 1 to 453 code for a protein of 150 amino acids. The transcript is spliced from 2 exons. The record is from RefSeq and is a predicted model, not a curated record. Lineage: Eukaryota; Fungi; Ascomycota; Pichiomycetes; Pichiales; Pichiaceae.